GCCCAUCUGUCUCGGUGUCUCGGGCUCUCGACUCCACGUCAACCCUCACCACUGGACCCCUACCAAGCGAGAAAGCACCAUGGCAACUACACGACAGACCACUACUCAGACGGCGUGGAGCGCAAGCGCUUGGGAUUGGAUUUUGUUCUGGUUCACGAGCACUCUUCAUGUCGGCUUCCCUAUCAUCAACUGGAUUUUGCGCUACAAGCCUCGCUGGACGCCGGAGCAGAUGACCGACAAGUCCGGGCAGGUUGUGCUGAUCACUGGCGCGAACUCGGGAACGGGCUACGCCACGGCACAGGCAUACUACAACGCCGGCGCACGAGUCAUCAUGGCAUGCCGGUCGGCCCAGCGCGCCGAGCAGGCCAUCACCGAGAUCCAGUCAGGUGCUCGCCGGGACGUCACCGGUACUCUCCAAGUCCCGUCCACGCCGCCCAAGACGCCUGGCUCGCUCGAGUUCCUCUCGAUGGACCUGUCGGACCUGCACUCCGUCGAGGCGGCGGCCAAGACGAUUCUUGAGCGCGAGCAGCGCAUCGACGUCUUCUUCGCCAACGCGGGCAUCAUGGCCGUCCCUCCCGCCGAGACGAAGCAGGGGUACGCGCUGCAGUUCGGCACCAACGUCCUCGGCCACCAGCGCCUGAUCUCGCGCCUCCUGCCGCUGCUGCAGGCGUCGUCGCGCGCCAACCCCGGCUCGCCGUCGCGCCUCAUCGUCUCAUCGUCCGUCGCGCAUGCGCUUGCGCCACACCGCGGCGGCGACGACGGCGGGAUCGCCUACGACACCCUGCGCGGCACCGGCAAACUCGACCGCAUCGCCGAGUACGGCGAGAGCAAGUGGGGCUCGGUCGCGCUCGCGCGCUACGUCGACGCGCACUACGGCCCGGGGACCAAGGACGGCGAGAUCCUCUCGUACGCCAUCCACCCCGGCCCCGUCGCCAGCAACCUCGGCAACCACCUCGGUGCUGUCGCGCUCCUGCGCAUCAACCAGGCCGUGCUCACCGCCAUGCAGCUCACGCCCGACGAGGGCGCCCUCAACCAACUCUGGCUCGCUGACAUGCCUGUCGACCAGGCGCGCAAGCUCAGGGGCGAAUAUGUCGCGUGCAUCCAGAACCCGAUGCCCGCACGCCCAGACCUCAGCAACCCCGCUGCAUGGGAGAAGCUGUGGAACUGGUGCGAGGCGGAGGGCAAGUUGCUGUAACCAUGUCCAUGUCCAGAUUCGUCUAGAUGAAAUACAUGUAUACCCAUUAUGACCUG
This is a messenger RNA of Cutaneotrichosporon oleaginosum, 1251 nucleotides long. RefSeq lists its product as uncharacterized. Lineage: Eukaryota; Fungi; Basidiomycota; Tremellomycetes; Trichosporonales; Trichosporonaceae. The record is from RefSeq and is a predicted model, not a curated record.